This is a messenger RNA of Pisolithus orientalis, 3314 nucleotides long. RefSeq lists its product as uncharacterized. The coding region runs from base 52 to 3174 and encodes 1040 amino acids. The transcript is spliced from 13 exons. The record is from RefSeq and is a predicted model, not a curated record. NCBI's taxonomy places the organism in Eukaryota, Fungi, Basidiomycota, Agaricomycetes, Boletales, Pisolithaceae.
CUCGGAACUAUUGCUCUGUGCGCUGGAAACCGUUCUGUCGGAUUAGCCACCAUGAGCAACAAAAGAAAGCGUGACGAUUCAGGUGAACCUCCAACGCAUGCACGGAUUACCUACCACGCCUGUGGGAUGGUCGUGAAAUUGAAACAAAUGAGAUCAAACGCGCUCCUGGACCUCGACGACGACGACGAUUUUGAAGCAUUGCGUGUGCAGGCAUUACGGGAUGCACAUUCCACUAUCGACAUCAAGGUAACCGUAGAGGAGGAUCAAUCCAAGGUUUCUACCGUUCCAGUUGAUAGACCUCAACAGUCCGUUCCUGCACCCUCGCAUGACGCCGAGCCAGUUGCCGUGCAUCGCACUGCAAGGGAUAAGGAACCUAGUGAGGAGCCCAAGAGCAAAGCUAAAGGCAAGAAGGGAAACCCUCCACCCAAAGACGUCCAAUUGGCAGCAUCAUCGACUCAAGAAAUUCCAGCGCAACCUGAGACGGAGGCAAAUAGAGUUUCCGUUGUGAUUAAGUCAAGCGUCAAGGGUAAACACGCAAAUGAGCCACCCAAGAAAAAACACAAACAUACGAAGGAGAACGUUGUUUUUGCAAGUAGUGAACCUGCUACAGCGGGGGAAUCCUCGAAAUCCAUCGAAGGCUUGAAAGACAACGAGGCAUCAAUGUCUGGUGAAGCACCCCCAUCCACAGACAAUAUACGAGAGCAAGUGAGCGUGGCAGAAGGACCUUCCGACGACCAUUCGACCGAGGCAGUUCCAUCUACUGACACAAAGAAAUCGAAGCAGCCGAGAAAGAGCAAGAGUCGGCUCAGCCUAAAGUCACGGGAUGCAGACGGUGGUGAAGAGGGACCUCCCAAGUCUAUCAAGCCUAAAGGCAGCCAACAGUUGACUGACAAAGGUGCGAAGUCAAAAGUAACAAAGAAAUGUGGGGUUUACGAAGUAUCAGAGCCUUCUCUGGCGGAAGGUAGACAAUCUGCUGCCCCGGCCACAGGUUCGCCCGAGAAUGACCCAAGCAAAUCUGAUCACGAUGGCACCGCACCUUAUUCAGCCUCUAAGAAGGCUUUGAAGAAAACAUCAGGUGGAGGACCGAGAGUUGAUACGCCCGAAAAAAGGGGCAACGGUGGCGGCAGCACUGCGGUUGAUGAGAGCCGUGUCAGCAACACCUCGCUGUCUAAUCCUUCGCUCCUAGACGCAGAGGCAUGGAGUGAACUUCUUCAGAAGCUUAAAGAUGAUGUUGCGGAGCUUCAAAAUCAAGAGGGGAGUAUUUCUGCGUCAUGUGAAACUAAGAAGAAAGUAGCAGCCAAGAAAUCGAGGAGAUCCAUCGCUUCCCUUUCCACCAAUUCAUCCUCAAAACAUACACCCACGCCACCCACUGAUCUCAGUUUAACCGAAGCCCCUUUCCUUGCUACUCACCAUGAUAGCAUCUCCGCUGCGCACGCGCCCUGUAAAAGUCUUUCCAGUGGCUCGCAUUGUCUUGUUUGUCUUCAAAAGCCUUUUCACGCCAUCCACCACUGUCCAAUCCUCCUCAAAGGACCCCAUGUUAUUCAGCAACGUUUGGAUGAGCUUAAGCAGUCUGACCUAAGAGAUAGCCAGAAUCUCAUCGGGGAACUUGAAGCUCUCGUUCGGCGGCACAAAGGCGGUGAUACGGUAACAACUGCACACAGUUCACUUCCAGACGAGGCUACUUGCGGAACGGAUGCACAUUCCCCCCCUGCAGCAUCCUCUUCAUCGCAAUCUCUUGCUCUCAAUGCUAUACCUGGUGGCCCGCAUCUCGUUGAUGCGGUCGGGAGUAGCAAUGAGGAAUCCACUGCGGAAAGUUCGGAAGAAGAUGGGGAAAGGGUCGCACGGACAACAUAUCCGCUAAAACCCCCUCUGACAAGGCCAUCCGCAUCUUAUGGUGAUGACAUGCUCGAAGCCGUCGUACGUGGGCCGGCCCCCCGUCGCGUCCUAUCGAAUAUCUUGAAAGAGCUGCAAGAAGAAGAGACGCAACAGGUACAUUUAAUAGAGGAGUGUGGUCGGCGAGCUAAUCGACGGUUCCAGCAGGGAUCGGUGCCUUCUUCUACCGAUGAGGAUGAGGAGCCCCCGGGGUCAUCCCCUGCUAUUUCGAAUAGGGGCAGGAGUUCUCACAGCGUCACUUCUCGCUUGGGACCCACCACUCGAACUCUACGUGGAAAACCGAGCCUCGAGAGUAAGGACACGCAAGCGGUGCCAAGAACCGAUCCCAACUGGGACAAAACUGGAGCGGCGUCUGGGAAUCAUACAGAACUCCACGAUGACACAAAGUCAUCCAACUCUGGACCGGAACUCCCGUAUCCGUCGGAUACGUACUUCCCCGGGAUCCACCCUACCGAGCCUGACGCGCCCUGUCCCCAGACGGUGGAUGGCUUUGACAUUGUGAGUCAAUCAACACCUAAGUUUUCCAUGAAACGGGACAAGCCUUCCAUGGUGGCUGGACUCUCUACCAGUCAGAAGGCCGCGGGUAAGCCAAAGGUGCUGAAUCUAGAACCGUUACCAUCUGCCUUCGCGCCAAAGGUGACAAAUCCUCGAGGAAAUAAGGAGAGUAAGAGGUCUACGAAGAUUGUGGAGAAGACUCCAGUCACAAAACCGUCUGCUAAAGGCACUACGAGUGGCGUUACGACGAACGGCCAUUCGGCACCGACGCCCUCUUUGGUGACGUGGGAGACGAUGCGCGAGCCAACGCCGUCUGUGCAAUGUGAUGAGUUGGUAUCCAGUAGUCCUCAGGUCGAAGAACAUAUUAGCCUAGCCACCAAGACUGAUCGCUUGAACGGUGGCCGGAAGGAGCGGUUGUUUGACCUCACGCCAAGUCAAAUCCCGUUCCCGUAUUCCCAGUACACCCCACCACAAGUUUCGGCGCCUCAGUCGUCAGAGAUAGAUCAGAAUAGUGUCAAGGAGCCGCCGCCCAAGCGUCCUCCGCAAAAAAAUAGGUUCUAUCGGUCUUUGACGGCACUCGCUUCGGAAGCCUCUUCGCUCUUUCCAUCAAGCCUGCCGACUCCAAGGGUUGCAACUGCGGAUGGCAAGGCGCCGAGGGAGGGCACCGAAGACGAUACCUCCAAUGAUGAUGAUGACGACGACUCGUCUAGUUCUGAGACGGACGAUCCCAUGGCCAGCUCCAUAUUACCAAAUAAAAAGAAGAGGGGACUUUUGCAUGGCCUUUGACCUACUCCAGUUCAGUGCAAUCAUGUUUCUCGAUCCUUGCGGACUAGCAUCCUCGUUAUAUCUACAGUAAUGCUACUACGACAUAUUAAUUGUCGGUGAUGAUCAGAUUUACUAUAUCACGACGAUGCACUACGCGACCC